Molecule: messenger RNA, 1233 nt
Organism: Cylindrotheca closterium
Lineage: Eukaryota; Bacillariophyta; Bacillariophyceae; Bacillariales; Bacillariaceae
Source: the annotation of a GenBank genome assembly
AUGGAAACCCUUUCGGACAAUCAAGAGAUUGUGAUGUCGAUUUGCAUGGUAGUUUCUGGUUUACUAUCUAUGUUUGGAAGCACGACAAUCGUCUACCGAGUGUUAAGGAAGGAUGGUGGUACCAAGCCCUUUGAUCGGUUAAUGCUUGGUUUGAGCGUCUUUGAUGUGAUUGCGUCUUUUUCCUUUGUCUUGACACCAUUUGUACUGCCCAGAGAAACCUCCGUGAGAGUCUGGGCGUUUGGAAACAAAGUUAGUUGUUCCGUUUUGGGAUGGCUCAGCCAGCUAAGUGUGGGAGCCGCCUGGUACAGUUGUCUGAUAAGUUUCUUCUUUUUGGCUACCUUGCGGUUACGAAUUUCCAAUGUCGACUUUGAGGUGCGAUUCGAACCAUACAUGCAUGGUUUGACGGUAUUUUAUUUCUUGUUUUCGGCUACCUUUGGAGUAGUCUUUGAUAUCUAUGGAGAGAAUGAUUUACAACUCGGAUGCUGGGUCAAAGAAGUGCCAAAGGGAUGCGACGAAGAUGGUGGUUGUCUGACAAUCACUACCUCCUUUUUCAUGGGAGGUUUGCCUCUGUUCUUUACUCUCUUUGCACUUCCCAUCAACUAUGUUUUGACCUUUAGUCAUGUUCGAAAAGUCUUGAAAUUUGUGGCGCGGCACAAUCCCAUUCAGGCGGCUCACAUUCGGCGGUUGGCAGAGCAAGGUACCCUCUAUGUUUUGGCCUAUUUCAUAUCGUAUGGACCCCAAUUGGUGAUUCGAAUUUUAGCCGCUUUCUUGGACUAUGGUCGUGCCGAUGAACCGUCCAUAUAUUGGCUGUUGGCGCUCAACAGUAUUUGCUAUCCACUCCAAGGAUUCUUGAAUAUGUUUGUCUAUUCGAGGCCGAACUUUUUGCGUUUGCGAGCCGCCGGCAUGCCCUUUUGGGAGGCAGUCCGUGCGGCUUGUUUCGAGACGGACAUUACCCAAUUCUUGGACCGCACCGGAAAUUUGUUGCAGAUUCGACCGUCGGUGCAUUACGAUUCGUCGGAAGAAAUGGAAAAGUACCAUUCUCGAGUGGAAUCCCGGAAAUCGCAAACGGAUCUUCGGGUGACCCAUUUGUUGUCGCAGGAGUUCAAGGCAGCCUUGGGCAAGACGCGAAUGCCAGAAAUGGUGGAAUUUUUGUCCAGUGAAAAUGAUGAAGAUAUUGGAAGUGUAGAGUAUCAGACCGAAGUGGUGGAUUCCUCCGAAGAAGCCAGGGGAUGA